Molecule: messenger RNA, 3035 nt
Organism: Ixodes scapularis (black-legged tick)
Lineage: Eukaryota; Metazoa; Arthropoda; Arachnida; Ixodida; Ixodidae
Product: protein Wnt-5b
Exons: 5
Coding region: 234-1622 (462 amino acids)
Biological process (GO): neuron differentiation; canonical Wnt signaling pathway; cell fate commitment
Cellular component (GO): extracellular region
Molecular function (GO): frizzled binding; cytokine activity
Source: RefSeq, a predicted model, not a curated record
GAGACCGGCCCCGAGCAAACUCGACGGCGGUGGCGGCACAGCGCGCGCAACUUUUUCGCCGCACGGCAGCGGCGGCCAGACAGUCGGCGGCGGUGCACUGUUCGGGAUUUCUUUCUGACCCCGCUCCGGAGGAGUCUCUCCUUUCGUGCUGCCGCCUGUUUCUCCCGGGAUCAAUCCAGGUACGACGUCGGCAAGACCGGCGGCACAAUGAAGAAGAAGGCACGUCGUCGGAGAUGCACGCGGUGAUUUCUUUCCGCCGAGGAUUAGGCGGCGUGCCGCCGUCGUCCGUAACCUCGUGCCAAGGUGCGCGUCGUCCUCGCGCGCGGAAUGGUGAGCGCCUCGAGGCCCCGGAUUGUUCGAACCACGUCGGCACCCGGAAUCUUGGCGCCGUAACCACGUCUCAUCGUGCACGGAGGCGUCGAAGGGAAGCUCCCUGCAUGAUUCCCGGUGCGAUCGUCUCGAGCGUCGGCCGUCGUGAUGUGAGACGGCGCGCUGGCGUCCGCAUGGCGCUCGACGCGCGCUCCUCGGCGCCGCUGCGCACGGCACUCACGCUGCUGGUCCUCUGCGCACGCGGUGCGACUCCCUCGGCGCUCUCCCUGGGAUCUUGGAUCAACAUGGGCCUGCAGGGCGUGGACGUGCUCCAGAACCCGCAGAUGUACGUGCUGGGCUCGCAGCUGCUGUGCGGCCAGCUCCAGCUCGGCCUGUCCCGGGGUCAAACCAAGCUGUGCCACCUGUACGAGGACCACAUGCCGCACGUGGGCCGUGGCGCCCGCCUGGGCAUCGGAGAGUGCCAGCACCAGUUCAGGCAGCGCCGAUGGAACUGCUCCACCGUCGCUGACAACUCCGUCUUCGGGCCUGUGCUCAACAUACCGAGCCGGGAAGCUGCGUUCGCGCACGCCGUGGCGGCUGCGGGCGUGGUGCACUCUGUGUCCCGGGCGUGCCGCGACGGGCAGCUGGGCAGCUGCGGCUGCUCGAGCGAGCUGCGGCCGGACAACCUGCGCCGGGACUGGAUCUGGGGAGGCUGCGGGGACAACGUGGCGUACGGCUACCGCUUCACCGAGGGCUUCGUCGACGUCCGAGAGCGGGAGCAGAACCACCCGAGGGCCUCGCUCGCUCAGGGACGCAAGCUCAUGAACCUGCACAACAACGAGGCCGGCCGAAGGGCGGUGAUCCGCAAGAUGCGCGUGACGUGCAAGUGCCACGGCGUGUCCGGGUCCUGCUCGCUGGUCACCUGCUGGAAGCAGCUGGCGCCGUUCCGGGAGGUGGGCGACCACCUCAAGGACAAGUACGACUCGGCCACUGAGGUGAAGGUGAACCGCAGGGGAAAACUCCAGGUGCGCCAGCGGCGCUUCAACGUGCCCACGGCCGAGGACCUGGUGUACAUGCAUGAGUCGCCUGACUACUGCGUCUCCAAUGACACCCUGGGCUCGCUGGGCACCGCGGGCAGGCGCUGCAACAAGACCUCUUCGGCCACAGACGGCUGCGGCCUCAUGUGCUGCGGUCGUGGCUACAACAGCCAUAAGCUCAAGCUGCGUGAGCGGUGCAAGUGCAAGUUCCACUGGUGCUGCUACGUCGAGUGCAAGACGUGCGUGAGCGUCGUGGAUGCCCAGACCUGCAAGUAGGCCGAAGUAGGACGCGGGCUGAGACUCCGAGCAGCUAGGACGCUCCUUUCACGGGCGCUGCACGGAUCUCUGUGGAGGCCCCGUCGCUUCAUCACCGUGCCACUAAUGCCCGUCUGGAAAGGAGAUUUCGCUUGAGAGCAAACAUCUUCAGCGUAUGGGUGUUGAGUUCACGAAGCAAGAACGUUGUUUUCUUGACGACUCUACAACGGUGUUCCGUGGACCUGAUUUUCCAGAAAGCCAUCUCCAAUUGACCUCCGGCGGCUGCAGUUGCUUGAUCAUUCCUGUAGGCGGCACUUCCUGUUUCAAUCUUUGAACCUCGUGCAUGCCCUCCCUCAGUGACCCAUCACACGGACUUUCUGACGAACUGAGCGCUUAAUGAUUCGUGGACAUGAUCGAUGUCUUUUACCGGAGAGCCUGCCCGAAAUGCCGCAGCGGUUUCCACCUUACCUUACUGUCCCAGACUGGACCUUCUUGCGUUCAUCUUUAUUUAUUCACUUUGCCGAGUAGGCCCAGGCUACGCCAGAAGAGCGGUGAUUGUUUCCCGUGAGCGUGUGUGAAGCCACGACGAACAUCGGUCUCUACUUCGAGGUUGGUUUGACGAUCAGUCUUUGUGCAAAUUUCGUUUUUGGCCCGUGACACUGACCGGCGUGUAUUCACAUAGUGCGUGCUGAGGCAGUCAGGUGUUUGACCUACAGUGGUAGACAAUCCAAAGACAGCGCAAAUGUGCUCUUCAUCGGGGACGAGGUCUGUAGAACAAAACGAGACUGGUGAAAAAAGCGCACCCCUUUUAUUUCGAAAUGCACGCCAAGCGAGCGACUGCGUCCCCGAAUGAUGGGCGGUGUGAAGAUCUAUGUUCUUUCCCCAUAUACUCGGGCGUGUAAGUAAAGUUGACAGGUAAUGGGCAGUUGCUGCUGAUUUAGAACGGAAGGAAAGGGUACUUGCGGUUGUCGCACUGUGCGAGCCUCAUUAAAUUCUCCAGCGGCAUUUUUAAUUUUAAGCUUCGCGCUCCCAUCGUAGUCUUGUAUAUAAACGUAGAGCUUUUGCAGAGGUUCAUUGAAGUGGAAGCCGGUCUAACCGUUCAUCUCAAUGCCAACCAAGGAAUUCACCACAUUUCUUUGGAAGGAGUUCCCCGUUGUGUUUGAAACUUUCCGACAGUGAAUGUAGCGACAAAAUUUGAAAUACCUCCUCCUUUUCCACUGUGACACAACAAACAAAUAACGGCCUACUUAAUUAAAUUAUCUCGAUGCGCCAUUUAAGAUGUAUUUGUAAUUUCAAUCUCCACCAUUCGAUGAAACGGAGUCUAAUACGUUCUUGAAUUGGAACUUCCCGCAGCGAUCGCUCCCUUGGCCAGUUGCAGGUGUUGACACUGAGACCAGCAUUCCCAGUGAAAUUAAAAGAAGGAUCGCUAUCAAA